Oryza brachyantha (malo sina) is the source of this 2854-nucleotide messenger RNA. Its product is annotated as phosphatidylinositol 4-kinase gamma 7-like. Bases 492 to 2465 code for a protein of 657 amino acids. The record is from RefSeq and is a predicted model, not a curated record. NCBI's taxonomy places the organism in Eukaryota, Viridiplantae, Streptophyta, Magnoliopsida, Poales, Poaceae. The transcript is spliced from 2 exons.
CCAAGAGGUGUCGCCUUAACCACGGUUUAGAUUAACCCGUCACCUAGGACCUCCUCGAGUUAAGCUCGGAGGCCAAGGGAGAAAGAAAAGAAAAGAAAAAAAACGAAAAAAAAAGAGAGGACGAACGCAUCGCGCCACCGGCCGCGGCGGGAGAGGCGUACGGCGCACCGGCCGGCCGUCGGAUCUGCGCCGGCGACGCGUCCCCCCGCCGGAUCCUCGCGGCCCGGAGGCGGACGUACGUGGCGGCGCCCCGGAUCCGUCCCGCCGGAUAUUUGCUGCUCAGUUAUGCGAUAAAAUUCUUCCAGUUGAUGUGGAGUUGGUGGAGACGGCUUUCUCUAUAAUCUGCUUACCAUUGCUCAACAGGGUUCAGCUGGAAGAUUGUGCCUUUCUUCCUCUUGCUGCCUGUUUGUUUGCUUCCUUGGCGGAGUAGUCAAGAGGAGGAAGGCAAGAAGCAGAUAAAGUGCUUAAAGGCAGCUCCUUUCAGCCACUCUAUGUCCAGGGACUUGGAUUGUCCUGUUCAGACACAGAUGGCUGUUGCGGUACUGGAUCGGAGCUUCAGCAGUGAAUAUCCUUCGAGCAGCAGAAAUGAGGGGAGAUCAUGCAGUUGGAAGCGAGUAUUUGUCCAAACUGACAAAGGUUCUGUUCUGGGCAUUGAACUGGAGAGGGGAGAAAAUGCACAUACUGUGAAAAAGAAGCUCCAGGUUGCCUUCCAGGUACCCACAGAGGAGAGCUCACUGAUCUUUGGUGAUCUGGUUCUGAAUAAUGAUCUCAGCAGUGUUCGCAAUGACUCGCCACUGCUCCUCAGGAAGAAUCAGAUGCAUCGGAGCAGCUCCACUCCUUGUCUCUCACCUACUGGGCAUGAUGCGCAGCAGCAAGAUCAGAGUGAACCCAUUGCAAUCCUUGGAUACUCGAGCGCCUCUUCUCAGAUGAAGCAGCUUGCUAAGGAUGUUAUGAAAGCCAUAAGGAAUGGUGUUGACCCGGUACCUGUUAAUAGUGGCAUGGGUGGUGCCUACUACUUCAAGAACAUUAAUGGGGAACGUAUUGCAAUUGUCAAGCCAACUGAUGAAGAACCGUUUGCUCCAAAUAAUCCUAAAGGUUUUGUGGGAAAAAUCCUUGGAGUGCCAGGCCUCAAAAGAUCUGUCCGGGUUGGUGAGACUGGGCUCCGAGAGGUUGCUGCUUACCUUCUUGACUAUGAUAACUUUGCAAAUGUCCCACCCACCAUGCUGGUCAAGAUCACACACUCUGUGUUCAAUGUCAACGACACUGUUGGCCGCAAAAGUAAAGUCUUCCACAACAAAUCGCAGGCUGUGAGCAAGCUUGCAUCAUUGCAGCAAUUUAUUGCUCAUGAUUUUGAUGCUAGCGACCAUGGGACAUCAAGCUUCCCUGUAUCUGCAGUGCACAGGAUUGGCAUACUUGACAUCAGAAUCUUCAACACGGAUAGGCAUGCGGGAAAUCUUCUGGUUAGGAAGCUUGGCCCUGGUGCUGACAAUUUUGGAGUGCAGACCGAACUCAUUCCUAUUGAUCAUGGUCUUUGUCUUCCAGAAUGUCUAGAAGACCCAUACUUUGAAUGGAUCCACUGGCCACAAGCAUCCAUUCCUUUCACCGAGGAGGAACUUGAUUACAUUGCAAAUCUGGAUCCUGUAAAAGAUGCUGAAAUGCUUCGCAUGAGGCUGCCCUUUAUCCGUGAAGCAUGUCUGAGGGUACUGAUGCUAUCAACAACAUUUCUCAAAGAUGCUGCAGCAUAUGGCCUCUGCUUGUCAGAGAUAGGAGAGAUGAUGAGCAGGCCGUUCACUGGGAAAGAAGAGGAGCCAAGCGAGCUUGAGCUUCUCUGUAUGGAGGCAAGGAAGUUGGUCGAGGACAGAGAGCUGUUUCUUCCAGAAGUUAGAGUUGAAGAUGACGAUGAUGGCGUCACCCAGUUCUCUCUCGACAAUGAGGAUGUUUCAGAUGAAUUUGAAUUACCAUCUUUCAGCAAGUUUGGGCCCAUGAAGGCUAAUCACAGUAAUCCACUAUCAAAGUUAGAUGAGUGCGAUGAGGAAGAUGAUGAAGUGGAGGAGGAUGAAGAGGAUGACGAUGAUGAGCAGGUGAUCAAGUAUGAUGCUUUCAACUUGAAAAAUCCGUUCUCUAAGCAGAUUCCUUCAGUCUCAAAGUUAUCAGCAUCGUUCAAGGGGCUCGGUUUCCUUGGGAAAGCUAGAGCGUACCGCAAAGGUGUUCCCAAGAGCAAGCUGAUUGCUAAAACUAACUAUAGUGGCAAAGGUAGUGAGCAUCAGUCUGGUAGCAGGAGUGCCAAUGAGCUUCUCCCUCCCAGCGCCAGUUUUGUGAAGCUGUCAGACAUGGGCCCCGAGGAGUGGAGUGCAUUCCUCGACAAGUUGAAGGAGCUGCUCCCGAGCGCUUUCCGAGCCCGGAAGCACACCGCUGCUGGUGGCCCUCGUCCGUUGCAGAGGCUGGGCACUUCUUGCCAGUUUUGAAACUAGUAGUAGAAGAAGCAGCUUUACACCAAGGUAAUGUAGAUGGAACCCAGAGGUGUUCAGCAGCAGCAGCAGCUAGCGGCAGCUCUCUACGCUUGUACUAGGUGUCUGUUCUCGGAGAGGAUAUAGAGGUGGUUCGGGAAUAAGACCGUCCUUGACAUACAUGAGCUUUGCAGGAGGGUGUGUUGUGUUUGUGCAUAGCUUUGACAUGUGUUGGGUUGUUCUUUCAUCUGUACAUAUAUGAGUACCUCGCAAUACCGGGCUCGACCUCGGCCUGUGCCAGCGCCACCUGGUAGUGGUGAGUGUGCCGGCACCGCCGGUGUACCGGUCAUGCCACUGUACCAUUUUGAAGACGCUUACCAUAAUAUGCACCUGGAUGCUACUGCAGA